AUGGAAAGUGUGUCAGUGUCAUCGCUUCUAUCCCAAUUGGAUGAAGAGCUGGGGAAACUAUCUCAAUUUGACAUUCAAGAGAUCUUGGAUCAGCUCAAAUCGAUCAUCAACAACAUACAAUCCACCCACCAGUUCAAUCGUCUAGUUGAAUUCAUAUUCCAUGGAAAAUUAACCAUACCUCAGAAAAUAUUCAUUGUGAAAUAUUUACUCAUACCGCCAGCUGAUUCUCUGGAGUCGUUGUCUAUGUCCUUAGUGCUCAAAAUAGUAGGCUGUAUCGGUAAACCUAUGCAAAGGGGACCUCGCGCCUUUCAUAAAGGAAUACCAAUCAAUUUGCAGCAAGCCUUAUUGCAGUGGCUAUUGUGUUCUAUACAUUUCUUUGGUGAAGUAUCCAAAACAGUCAAAAAAUUGUUACCAAUUCUUUUCCAAAGCCUCGUCUACGAAUUUCUGAGACCAUACUUGGCUAACCUAAUCUUUUUAGCCACUUCAGGAGUUAAGGGAAGCAGCAAACCAUUUAAAACAUGGCAGAUUGACCUAGUUCUAGAUUUGCAUUUUAGGUUUCCCCUGGACGAUUCCUUGAGGGUAUUGUUGGCUCUAUUUAGGUGGGUGGAUCCUACAUUAAGUUAUCGUGGAAAGGGUACCUUAAAUUUGGGCUACGUCAAUCCUCAAAUACUAUCUUAUCCAGAUACCGACUAUCUAUCAGCAAUAAAGGACAUUAAUUUAAAUAAAAAUUUAUUAGAAUUAAAUUUAAAGCAAUAUGAACGAUUCUAUAUGAAGGUAUCGGGGAGAAAAAGGGUGAAAUUUCUGACAAAUGCAGACAUUGAUCUUGACCUUGAUAUUAUCGAUUUUGCUAAUGUGGGUGGUGACGAUUUGAUUUCUAUUCUAGAAGUAAACUCAUUGCAAGAAGUUGUCGAAAACCUUGACAAUAUCCAAUUUGUUAAUCUUAAAACAAUCUUGACUUCUGAUUUCGAGAAGGACGACCGAUUCAAGAUUUUAUAUCUAACUUUAAAUCUGGACCGGCUCUCGUUGAAGCUAGAUUAUUAUCUACGCCUCACUUUACUUGACGAUAAUCUUUCCCUCGAUGAACUUGUCACAAUCACAAACAAUCUUUGCACUUACCAUGCACAUGGAAACCUUCCCUUGCAACUGGUAAGGGAAUUCAUACUCUCUAAAGUAAUCCCUCCUGCUUUGCCAACAUUGGAAGUACUCCAAGCACGAAUAAAAUUAUUAAGAUUCUUAUCCUUGGAUAGAGAGUUCGAAGAAUCCUUUUUUAAUGAUAACUGCUUAAAAUUGAUAGAUGCUGAAAGCAGCAAACUUCUAAUCCCAUUUGUCCAAGAAGUGAUAUCCACUUACUCAAUAUGGCAUAUGGAAUCGCCUAUAAGCGAAAUUUUCAUCGAAAUAUUGAAUUCAACUUUACCGAAAUUGUUUUCCUUGUAUAUCCCCCACAUUAAUCAAUUGAAAGUUCAAUUCCUGAUGUUACUGCUCUUGAACUUUAUGAAACAGAUUGACAUAUUUCAUUUGAACGAAGAUAUUCAUCCAAAUACAAUUGUGUUGCCACCUACUUUAGUUUAUUCUUUAGUGUUAUCACCGAAUCCAUUAGUUGUUUCAGAAAUAUGUGGUUAUAUAUCAAGCUGUAAAAUAUUCAAAUUUCAACAUAAACAUGACACUUUUAAAUCUUUACAGAAUAUUUACAUUAUGGAUAUAUUGAAUUUAGCGUGGAGAGAUAAUUCAUUCAAGCAUGAACAUCAAGAAAAAAGUUAUAAUAAGGCAAUGUUAUUACAUCCUCGCUUCAUACACCAGCUAUCAAUUUCCAAUGUAAUGAAUUAUUCGAAUUUAGUCAAAUUCAAUUUAAUUGGAAAUAUUUUUCACAAUCCAACUUGGAGUUAUUUGACCACAGAAAUAUUGAGGAAAUUGGAAGACGAGUCUGAUAAUGUUACCAUUAGACAUGCUGGACCACCUACUGAAGAAAGCGUGAAUGAUUUGGGAGAGAGCAAAGAUGAAUGGCUUGACGUGACCUAUGAUGAAUUGAAGUUAGCGAUUUUGAGGAAGCUUGAUGCUAUGGGCUUCGAUGGGUUUGCUAAUUUAUUAUUUACCUCAUUGAAGACGCUAGCCAAUUUGAGAUUGGAUGAAAGGCAAAUACCGGAAACUGAUUAA
Dujonia railenensis is the source of this 2151-nucleotide messenger RNA. The record is from the annotation of a GenBank genome assembly. NCBI's taxonomy places the organism in Eukaryota, Fungi, Ascomycota, Pichiomycetes, Serinales, Debaryomycetaceae.